Messenger RNA from Synchytrium microbalum, 3546 nucleotides. RefSeq lists its product as uncharacterized. The record is from RefSeq and is a predicted model, not a curated record. Gene Ontology annotation, molecular function: microtubule binding. Lineage: Eukaryota; Fungi; Chytridiomycota; Chytridiomycetes; Synchytriales; Synchytriaceae. The coding region runs from base 1 to 3546 and encodes 1181 amino acids. The transcript is spliced from 14 exons.
AUGGUGCCUCGUCCAGUUUCAGCAAAACCAAGGAAGGAGGCUCCUCAAGAAGAAGACGACGAUUAUCAGGCAGCUCCACGCCGUGCUGUUUCUUCAUCAAUGGCUGCAGCUCGACGACGCGCAUCAGCUGAUGACGAGACUGAGAAGCCAUCACCUCGACGUGUCGCCAAAUCAUCUGUAGCUACUUCGAGAGACAACUCACCUAGUCGUAAAUCAAAGGCAUCAAAUGACGAUGAUGAAGGAGAACGUGGUCUCUUUUCUGGGGUAGAAAAAUUCUUCCACGGUGACAAGAAACGAGAUACUGCGGCAUCACCUACCAAAUCUGCGUCUUCGGCCUCUUCCUCUCCAUCAAAAUCAUCAACAUCAGCUUCGUCAUCAACGAAGGUCUCACCUACGAGAGAUGGAGCUGGACCAGAUUACGGAUUGUCAUCACCACCAGACUCAGUAAAAUCGAAGACUUCCAAAGUCGCAGCGGCAGAUGCUGCCAAAUGGAAGAGCUCCACCAUCAAGGCACCCGUACAGGUCAAUGCAUUGAUUAAGGAAACAGAUGAGGUGGUAACUGUUAAAGCUUCAAAAGCUAAAGUGACUGUUUCGGAGGGUGUUUUGCCUGGUGGCAUUAAUGUGAGGGUUUAUGCUGCUCCUCUUUCGCAAUUGCUAGAACCGCUGACCGAAGAUUUAGUCGCAUCAGAAGUAUUCGUCAAUGACGAAUCUUUGGGAAUGGUGGAAGAUGUUAAAGGAGACGUUCAAGUGCAAGUACAUCCUGUCGCCGGGGAAUGUGACAAAUUUUCUGUGUCUCUUGCUUUGGCUGAUCCUCGACCAGCUAAAAAAGGAGCCAAAUCAGCACCAGCUCCUACCAACAGUACCAGCAACAAAAAUUCGAUGUUGCUAAAAGCUGGUCCCCUUUCUCGACUGAAUGAUGACGACCACCAAAUCGAAGACGAUGACGUUCCACCUCCUCGUUACAACGAUAAAAAGAAAUCUGCCUCUGCUCCAAUUUCACCUUCCAAAUCACCCAAGAAGCCUACCAAACAGGACGACGAUGAGGAUUAUGAGCUCAUUGAUGAAGUACCAGCUAUGAAAUCACCAGCUCGUAAAUCGUCUCCUGCCAAGAAACUGGUUUACGACGAUGAAUCUGAUGCAUCCUCCAAGCCUACUCCUUCUCGUCGUCCAACCGACAAGAAACAGACAAAGAAACCAGUUCAAUAUAACGACGAAGAAGAAGAGGAAGCGCCUGCUCCAAAAUCUAAACGAGCAUCACCUAAGUACCAACCAGAAGAAGAAGAUGAGGAAGAAGCACCUGCACCAGCGCGUAAAUCUUCUUCUCGAAAAUCCAACGUCUCUGAUGAACGUCCAAUUCGUUCAACUAGUAAAUCAUCGUCUCGAUACCAAGAGUCUGAACAAGACGAUGAUACUAAUUCUACUCAAUUGGGCGGCUUUAAUGACAAUGAAGAUGACGAUUUCAGUCCUCAAGGAAUCAACGGUCACGAUCAAUACGACGAAGAAGAUCAAAACAACAUCAGUGAAGAGGGCGGAGAAUUCGACGAGGACGAUGAAGAGGGCACUCGUGACCUCAAUGGUGUAAAGCCCAAAUCAGCCUUCCGAACUGCUCGUCGUUUCGCAGCUAACCGUCCUUGGGCAGGUGCCAUCGUGGCUCCUUCAAAUGCUUCAGAAGCCGGAGACGCCGAAACUCACACCGAAGACGGCAACCCAGCUGAAACUCUCGUCCUAGAACACAUUCACGGAUACCGUAUGCGAGACUGCUCAAACAACUUGUUUUACGUUGACAAUGACACUAUUGUUUUCAAUGCCGGCUGUGUUGGUGUUGUACACGACUUGGCCAAAAACAAGCAACGAUUCUUUAUGAACAAGCAUAAAGAUGAUGUUGUGUCUCUUGCUCUACACCCAAGUGGUAAAUGGGUUGCUACUGGUGAUAUCGUUACUCGUGAUGAUGGGUGUUACAUCUAUGUUUGGGAUCCACGUAAUCCUGAAGAUGGCAAAUCUGUGGCUAUUCGGGUCGGUGAGAAGAAGUUGGCAAAGGGUGUUGCCGAUACUGAGUUUUCGCCCGAUGGUAAAUGGUUGACAGCUGUUGGCAUGGAUGCUGAACAUACGGUUUACCUCUAUGACUGGCAGAAGAGUACCAAACCUAUAUGCAAGGCGCCAGGUCAUAGUGAUGCGAUCUUUGGAGUUACAUUUAACCCACAAGCCCCCAACGAAUUCGUUACAUACGGUGUCAAGCACGUCAAAUACUGGUCCUUCAACGCUUCCAAAGCUACAUUGGAUGGUGCCCGAGGCUUGUUCGGUUCACGAAAAGUUCAAUCAGUACUCUGCUGUACCUUCCUACCAAAUGGAACCUACGUUACCGGCUCCCAUGGUGGUGAACUAUUGAUUUGGAACAAGAACACUGUCUUGAACGUUAUCGAAGGUGCUCAUCGCGGCCCUGUGUUCUCCAUUACAAGUAUGCCAGAUGGAAACAGUGUGGUUACUGGUGGUAAAGACGCUCGCAUCGUACUGCGAGACUCCAAAUUGCGAGAAAUUGCCAAUGUUGAAGUGGAAUCUGGAAUUCGUAGUUUGUGCUUCAAUGCUGAUGGGUCUCGAUUGUUGGCUGGGUUGGAAGAUUCAGUUAUUCUUGAAAUUGAAGGAUUGAGUAAAGGUGGUAAAGCUAAGGUUGAGAAGAUUAUUGAAGCCCACUCUGCCGCCAAGAUGGAAGAGUUAUGGGGAGCUGAUGUGAAUCCUAAGAAGGACUCGGAGUAUGUCACUGUUGGUGAUGAUUCCAAGGUCAUCAAGUGGGAUGCCAAGCAACGCAAGAUGACCGCUAUUACUGAUCUACCUGGCAAACUUCGAGCUGUAUCAUACAGUCCUGAUGGAUCCAUUCUCGCUAUUGGAAAUACUGAUGGCGAUCUCUUCAUCUUACACGGCGAAGACCUCUCGCAAGCAUGGUCUCAAAAACGCCCAACACGCAAAGACGUCUCUUCGAAAGAACACGCCGUCCAAGUAAUGCGAUUCUCACCAUCCGGUCAAUACCUGGCGGUCGGAACCCACGACGAUUUGGUUGACAUUUACGAUGUUCGAAACCGCAUGCAGCGUGUUGCUAGCUGCAAGGGACAUUCCAGUUUCAUUACCCAUUUGGAUUGGAGUGCUGAUUCCAAGUUUAUUCAGACAAACAGUGGAGAUUAUGAGUUGUUGUACUGGUCUAUUCCAUCAGGAAAGCAAAUCACAUCCGCCUCGUCAAUGAAGGAUGUUCAAUGGAAUACCUUCUCUUGUGUUUUGGGAUGGCCUGUACAAGGAAUCUGGGAAAAGGGGAUGGAAGGAAACGAUAUCAAUGCUGUUGAUCGAAACCCACAACACACAUGCUGUGCUUCUGGUGAUGAUAACUCGUAUGUCAAGCUCCAUCACUGGCCUUGUAAUCAAGAAGGGGCUCCAAGCCGAGGUUACUUGGCUCAUUGCUCGCAUGUCACGAACGUUGCUUUUACUGCUAAGGGAUCUAGGUUAAUCACCACAGGUGGUAUGGAUGGUUGCGUAAUGCAAUGGAUUGUACAGCAGGAAUAG